Molecule: messenger RNA, 5347 nt
Organism: Solenopsis invicta (red fire ant)
Lineage: Eukaryota; Metazoa; Arthropoda; Insecta; Hymenoptera; Formicidae
Product: facilitated trehalose transporter Tret1
Exons: 3
Coding region: 2214-3776 (520 amino acids)
Biological process (GO): transmembrane transport
Cellular component (GO): membrane
Molecular function (GO): transmembrane transporter activity
Source: RefSeq, a predicted model, not a curated record
CGAUAUUCUAUUAAAACGUUUGGACCAUUCAAAAUGUACUCCGUUUACAAAUAUAAAUUUCUAUCGCAUUGAAAUUACUCUUGUAUUUGCCAAUUGAAACCGAAGCUUGCAUAGAAAUUAAUCAUGGAACGAGCACAAUGUGACGUUCACUACCAGUUAAUAAUAUAUCAAGCUGAUCCGUCAGCACUCUUAUGAUUAAUUAAGUUGACACACAUAUCGAAUGACAGUGGAUCUUAGCAAUUAGAAGGCGGAGUAAACGGCUGCCAUGCAUCAAUUAGAAUCUCUAUUAGUACAUUCCUUUGUUGCAAAAAGUAACCUGAUUAAUUUAAUAUUCAAACUGUUCAAGUAAGUGACAAUGAAUGUCACGUCAUCAUCAAACGUACGAACUUCUGAGAGCAAAGUCUCGAAGUAAAUUUGCCUUUAAAAUGUUAAAUAUGGAUACAGCGGUGUACAAUGGGAUCUUCGUGAUACCCACGUGACAGCGUCAUUAACGAACGUUUGCGUCUCUCGUAGCUAAAAAUGUAUGCCAGUUCACCUUCUGAUUGCGGCAGCAAUCAAAGAUCAGUUUACUAAUGUGUCACGCUGGAAUAAAUUUUCUGAAUCACUAGAAACUUCUGCAAAGCCACAGCUUUGAAACGUCAGAUUAUCCCAGAUCGCGCGUAUUCCAAGAGAGCUGGAACUAUCCACUCUGAAACGCAAUCAGCUUAACUCCGAAACGCAAUAAAUCCCUUUGACGCAUCGUGUGCUUGUUGUUCCCGUUAUUGAAUCGCCAAAAGCGCACGAUUAAGACCCCGGCCGAUCGAUUCCCUUUUUCGUUAGUAGAAUGAAAGGGUUGACGUAAAAGCGUAACCCUUCGGGCCAUCCUUCGCCUAUCUAAAAAAUAAAAUAACGAAGACAACAUUUCCCGUGUUUCUCUCUUCCCUCUACUCGACGUUAAUGGGUUUCGACGAUGGCGGACAGAACUUGGAUAAAUCGAGUCGUUCGUGGGGACCGAUUGAACGGUUCAACUCGAUGUUUGACAUUUUCUCGCUGGCAACAAUUAACAACUAUAUAUCGUCACGGUUUGUUUGAGAAUGCACAUACACAUCGCAGACGCGCGACGUGAGAUAAGCCACGACAAAUCUUUGUGAAUAUUUAUACGGUCGAAAAUAUCACUCCGCUACCAAGAAAAUAAAGAAUGUGAAGAAGAUAAGAAAACAAAGGAGGCACUAGGAUGCGUCUUCUUUUCGUGCAUGAACCAUGAAAUCGCAUCACCAUGUAAGAACGUCGAACGACCGCCUGUUGCUUGUUACCAGUCAGUGAAAGAAGACGCGUGUCACAAAGACUCACAGAUCUUUAGUCAUCAUUUCUCGACGUGGUGGUAUUUAGUGUACCAGCUUACAAUUAACGACAGUCGGAUUAAAGCCAAUCGGACGCGAGGACGGUGGUCCAUCCUGCGGCUCGAAGCUGAUUGUGAAGUCACGGAUAUAUUAAAUCUAGACUGAUUGGACUGCAUCGAUAAGACGCAGCUGACUGGGUUCGACGCGGUUCCGUUUUCAGAAGUUACCAGUGUUUGACUUGCGAGUCACGGGCGACGGAAGUACUGAGAGAAUAGCUGCUGAAGUCGACUGAUACGGUUGGCAAUUAAUCACUUGAUAGUGAGCUUCGUGUAUGCUGUAAAGCAGAUAUGAGAAUAGAAGCCGAAAGGAAAAAUCCCACAAGAUAAUGAAAAAUAAACAAAUUAUUUCGGACUGUGGUUGAAGUGAAAUAUUCCGUGCAAUCGUGGUGAGCACACACAGAUAAUCCUUCCAUCGGUAAUAUUUCUUCAGAAUAAGCUUCAGAAUUUUAUAUUUAUAAAAUAAAUUCACAGACUGCUCUUGUGGAAAAUAGUGAAGUAAUAUUAUUGCCGCGUUUCUACUUGCAAACAUAUAAACUAAUUUGAAUGAGAAAAAUAGGAAAAAGAGACAUUCUAUAAUUAAAUAUUCACAUAAGCCGUACUUUGAGCUACGAGCGUUUGGAAACUCAGUGAGCACCAGCCAAGAGGGAGUAAUACCGCCGAUCACAUUCUACCGGGUGUGUUCCGACCGAAUUAUUUCCAACUGAAAGUAUCGAAUGAUCUGAAACUAAGAGUAUUUGAUAAAGCUCGAGAGGAAACUACUUGUUGGAUUCGUGUCGAAGGCUGAAGCUUCGGAAUCGCCAGAAGAAAUAGGACAGCCGUUCCAUUCUCGUCUCACAUGGCUACAACCACGGAUAUCGGCUCGGAAUCAAAGGUGGAGAUCGUGACACAAGUCUCGCCUUCCCAAGACAAACAUCACGAGGAACAAACGGUGAAGCGGACACAAUGGAGGCAAUGGCUAGCGUGCAUAUCAGCUACUCUAUCCAUGGUGGCGGUCGGCACUGUCUACGGAUGGACCACCACGUCGCUCUCGCGGCUCACAUCCGGCGCCGGCGACGUCCCAAUAAAGAUAACCGAUGACGAGGGCUCGUGGAUCGUGUCAUUGACGGUGAUCGGUUCGAUGAUCGGUCCGUUCCUCGGUGCCAGUUUCGCCGAUCGAUACGGUCGUAAAAGGUGUCUUCUGUUCGCCAGUGGUUUCUUCAUCGUCGGCUGGGCAAUCGUUUUCUUUGCCCAAACCGUCGUUGCCCUCUACGUCUCUAGGAUAAUCCUUGGUAUCGGCGUGGGCAUCUCGUACACUACCAAUCCGAUGUACGUAUCGGAGGUCGCUGACGUCGAAAUCAGAGGUGCUCUCGGCACGCUGAUCGCCGUGAACGUGUUCACCGGUUCCUUGCUAACAUGCAGUAUCGGUCCGUGGGUAUCGUAUCAAGUUCUGACAACCGUACUCCUCGCAGUACCUAUCAUCUUCAUCGCGUGUUUCUCCUGGUUUCCCGAGACUCCUGCCUUCCUCGUGACCAGGGGCCGCAGAGCGGAGGCCACCAGGUCUCUGGCGUUCUUCAAAGGGAUUCGCGAUCGCGACGAGGCAAGAAGAGAAUUGGAACACACCUUACGUAACGUUUUUAUCGAGGAUGUUUGCGAUAACACUCCAAUGACCGGACCUGGAGCACGAAAGGAACCGGUUAAGCGCAGCUGGAUGGCUAAGUUGAAGCUUAUGCUGUUGCCCAGCAACGCCCGUGCUCUCGGCAUCAUACUUAGUCUAAUUGCGACGCAGCAACUUAGUGGAAACUUUAGCACUAUACAGUAUCUUGAAGUACUCUUCAAGAAAGCAGCAAUUGGCAUCGACUCCAACGUUGCUACGAUACUCGUGCUCGCGGUCGCCCUCGUCUCGUGUGGAUUAUCAACCGCGACCGUCGAGGGCGUGGGCAGACGCCCGCUACUGAUCAUCUCUACGCUAGGCUCCUCCAUUACCUUGGCAAUUCUUGCGAUAUAUCUUAUGCUGGAUGCGAGGGGUGUCGACGUAUCAGCAGCAAAUCUUCUCCCGGUGAUCGAUGUGAUCGUCUUCCAGGUAGUUUUCCAAAUCGGAUUAGGUACUCUACCAAACGCGUUGAUGGGCGAACUGUUUCCCACUGAGGUGAAGGCGUUUGCCGGUGCCAUCAUCAUUGUCUUCGACGGCGUGCUUGGCUUCGCCGUAUCCAAACUGUAUCAGGUGAUCGGCGAUUGGUUGGGCGCCGACACCGUUUAUUACUUCUUCGCAGCGUCAUGCUUCUUGGCAUUCAUAAUGGUGAUAUUCACCGUACCGGAGACCAAAGGUCGAACGUUCCGCGAAAUCCAAGAACUUUUAAAAGGUGGUGAAAAGAAGACAGAUAUCGCCGAAUGGUCGCAGGAGCAAAAUAACACGGCGUGACAAAAAAGAACGUGUCGCAUCUUUCGCUGGAUUCGGUGCGAACUCACUUACGAGAUAACGUCAUCGGACAUUCUUUUCAAAGAGACGAACUCUAAAACGGCGAUUACUUACUCGCAACUGUAUAUCAAAUGUACGCUUGCACGUUUUUCAGGCAAUGAAGAUCGUGGUUCAAAAGCAAAAUUGCCUUUACUCCGUGGUUUGCGUUCAUUACGAUUUUUCUCACAUCUUCCAACGGAAAAGAAAGUGGUAUUUAUUAUAUCGUUCUUGCUGAAUAAAUUCAUCCCGAUAGUUUCAUUCGCGUUCCAUCAAUCGUAAGUAUUUUUUGCCAGUAUUUUUAAGAUUACGAUCGUCGUGAAAAUCAACAUUUAUUUAUUAAAACCUCCGCUAUAAGGAACACUGUCUUUAUACACAGAGCUUUCCUCGUUUCGUUUUUUCUUUCUCGCGCCGGAUGUUAGGCGGAUCGGAUAUUUAACGGGACGUCAGACUUCAGAGUUUCUCGCGCAUACAAGAUAAAAUAUUUAAGUAAGGAAAACUGUGUGAGAGAGAAAUGGAAAAUAAAAAGAAGUGGCAAGUAAAAAUUUUUAGUAAACACGCCACAUUUCUUAUACAAGGAGCAUAAAAAUCAUAGGCGACGGUUAAACAUUUGAGAUAAAGAGAAAGGGAAAAUGGCGCUUGAAAAAUCACGAGAACGUUCCGCGUGCAGUAAAGAGCAAAAAGAAAAUGUAAUGGGGAACCCUCCAGACUUCCGGUAAUGUCGAGAAAGGCGACUUUAAUGUUUUUUUCAUAACUGUUGACUACAUUUUCACAUAUGUAUUUUAUAUGUUAUUUUAUAUUUUUCUGUUAUACGUCAUUCGUUAUAAAUGUAACUCUCGCGAUAUUCGUUCGAGCAAUGCUAUCAGUAAAGUAAUAGUAUUUGCGGCGUUAUAAUAAGAAAUGAUAAAAAAUAUAAAAUUGUGUUACAUGAUAUAAUUGUAUAAUUAUAUUAUAUGCAAUAUAUAAAAUAAAAAACAUACAUUUGCGUUGCGUUUACGAACGAUUGCGACCAUUCGUAAACAUGAUGCAAUCUUCGCGAUGCUUUUUACCAGACAAGUUUAGUCAAAACCGUAAAAAUUUCAAUUUAAGGAAUAUCCAAUGUGUGAGAAAUUUGCGCACGACUCGGUCUCUCUUGCGCGACAGCAGAAAAUAAAAUGCAAAAAACAGUGUUUUUUAUCGAUCAAGAGCGUAUUGUAAAAUCUAAAGCAAAGAAUUGGCAGUUAUCAGAUUUCAAUUGUGUUUUCUGCGUAAACAAAAAUAUCAAAAACAUACGUGCGCACCAUCUUUUUUAAGUAAAAUUCAAAAUGAAUAUUUCGUUGCAAACAUAGCUAGAAUACUGGUCGCAAUAAAUACAGAGAUUCUUUGAACCGAUUUUAUAUAUAAAAUUGACUUCUUACAUAUAUAAAACAAAAUUACAAAGCCGAUUGAAAAGGAAAUUAGCACAAGAUUAAAGCACGAGAAGAGUGCUUCACUGCGCCAAAGAGAAAUAUGUAACAAAGUCAAUAAACGAAUGGUGAUAUUUUUAAAGAACAAGAAAG